This is a messenger RNA of Naumovozyma dairenensis CBS 421, 213 nucleotides long. RefSeq names its product DNA-directed RNA polymerase core subunit RPC10 (gene RPC10). Gene Ontology annotation, cellular component: RNA polymerase III complex; RNA polymerase I complex; RNA polymerase II, core complex. Gene Ontology annotation, molecular function: DNA binding; zinc ion binding; DNA-directed RNA polymerase activity. The record is from RefSeq and is a predicted model, not a curated record. Gene Ontology annotation, biological process: DNA-templated transcription. The transcript has a single exon. The coding region runs from base 1 to 213 and encodes 70 amino acids. Lineage: Eukaryota; Fungi; Ascomycota; Saccharomycetes; Saccharomycetales; Saccharomycetaceae.
AUGUCUCGUGAAGGUUUCCAAAUCCCAACUAAUUUAGAUGUUGCCGCUGCUGGUACAUCUCAAGCUAGAACAGCUACUUUGAAAUAUAUUUGUGCUGAAUGCUCCAGUAAAUUGUCACUUUCUAGAACUGAUCCUGUCCGUUGUAAAGAUUGUGGUCAUAGAAUUUUGUUGAAAGCUAGAACUAAGAGAAUGGUUCAAUUUGAAGCUAGAUAA